Molecule: messenger RNA, 495 nt
Organism: Arctia plantaginis
Lineage: Eukaryota; Metazoa; Arthropoda; Insecta; Lepidoptera; Erebidae
Source: the annotation of a GenBank genome assembly
AUGGAGACUCGAUCAGUGCUGUCAUCUGGGUUGGGCGGUAAGGACAUGGUGAUAAUUGCUUCACGAGAGGAACUAGCCCUACCGAGCAAGGUGGUCCUCCCUGAGCCAGAGCCUGUGCCAGGAUUGAUCAUGCCUGAUGGCUCAAUCAACUGGGGCUGCCCCUGCCUUGGAGGCAUGGCCACCGGCCCAUGUGGGACUCAGUUCCGAGAGGCAUUCUCAUGCUUCCAUUACAGCGAUGCAGAGCCGAAGGGAAGUGACUGCUACGAAAAGUUUAGCGUAAUGCAGGACUGUAUGGCCAAUUACCCUGAGCUGUACGGACGAGACGAAGACGACGAGCUCGCCGCUGCAAUGGAUGCCUCGAGCGGCGCUGGCGACAGGCCUGACGCCCCCGGUGACAGGGCUGACGCGCCCGCUGACAGGCCCGACGCGCCCGCUGACAGGCCCGACGCGCCCGACCGACCCGCCGGCGAUGUAGCCUCGGUUCUACAAAAAUAA